AUGAAACUUGUCUCAGGGCUCACUUUUACCACUUGUGGGUUCCAAUUGCUCAUGUUUGGUCGACGAAAAGAGGGCCUCACCCCGGAAGAAUACCGCGAUCACUACGAGAACGUCCACAUCCCCCUCAUGAGAAACCUGACCGGAGACACAUUCCCUCUCACUCAUGUACGGCAUUACGUGACACGAGAUGGACCGCCUGAUUUCCCCGCUGCCGUCUUGAUGGGUAAUCAGUCUGACUUCGAUUAUGAUGCAGUGGCUGUCCUCACGUACCGGGAUAAGGCUCAUUUUGACGCCAAUUGGGCUUUCUUCGAGGACGAGGAGACUGCAAGAUUGAUCAAAGAGGACGAGGCCAAGUUUUCAGCAUGGGUGAAGGGUGUUUUCAUUGGUCCCACGAUUACAACCGAUACAAGAGCUUGA
Messenger RNA from Phaeoacremonium minimum UCRPA7, 417 nucleotides. RefSeq lists its product as hypothetical. Bases 1 to 417 code for a protein of 138 amino acids. NCBI's taxonomy places the organism in Eukaryota, Fungi, Ascomycota, Sordariomycetes, Togniniales, Togniniaceae. The transcript has a single exon. Gene Ontology annotation, molecular function: oxidoreductase activity. The record is from RefSeq and is a predicted model, not a curated record.